UAUUUUUAUUGGAAGGUGCCUAUAACCUACUUGUAACUUCCACUUCGUCCCCAACAUCAGCAUAGCCAUUUGUCAGCAUCACAAUUGCCGUUGUCAUGGGAUAACUACACAUCUUCCUGUUUAUAGCUUGUUGCAUUAAAUACUGCACUGCUUUAAUUUAUUUAUUUGUUCAAAAUUGUUUGAUAGGCUUUAAAGUUGUCCCUUGAGCCAAUGCAAAGGGAAAGGACAAACACCGCCACCUGCCGCAAGGCGCCAGGCACCAAUGCUGUGGACGCAACCAUCAUGACGGCGCCAGCAGGGCCGGCGCGGCCCCAGACACCACUACUGCCUGCACCUUUUGCUGCUCUCUCCCCUCCUCUCUCGGAGCCAGACGUACCUCCUCUGGCUCAAAAGGCAUCUGGUGGCCGACUCUCCUUCUUUGGCCGUGACGGUGACGUGUUGCUGGAGCUGUCCCACUCGCCGGCGCAGCUGAGGGAGCGGCCCGCCCGCUGGGUGGCGCUGGCCAAAAAGCCGGCCUGGCCUACGGUGACGGUAACGGCCCCGCUCGGCGAGGUCCACGGUUUCCAGGCGGUGCUCCGCUCACCGCGCCGGUGGCGGCUGGCCGGACGGAAGCAGACGAACCCGGGCAGGAAGCCGGCGGGCGCGCUGUUCAGUGGCCGAAGGAGCCGGCGUCCGGCCGGUGACGGUCCGCCAGCCGUCUGCCCGCGCCGGCUGGGCCGCCGACCGUGCGGCGCCGCCCCUCCGGCUGUCACUCCCACCCCGGCCGGCUGCCCCGCCCGGCGUACUGACCGGCUGGCCGACGCCGUCCGCCGGCUCUCCCAGCGCGGCGCGCAGUCGGGUCCCGCCCCAGCGCCGGACCGGCACCCCCUGGUGCACGGUAUCGACGCGCUGCUGGCGGGUCCCGAGCGGCUCGCAGCGCCCACACUGCCAACACCGCCGCCCCGGCCGGCGCGGCCCGAUUACAGCGCUGUGUACCACCUGACCGAGCCGAGCGCCGCGCCGCCCUCACCGCUACUGCUGGCGCGGCUGGCCGGAGGAGGAGGAGCCCUUCGGUCUGUGACCGGGCGGCCGAGGCCGGCGCACGCGGCCUCCGGCCGGUGCUCCGCCGCGCUGGACUACAGCAGAACUAUGGACGAGCCGUUGAACCUAUCGAUGCGGUAGUGGGACCAGUGACUGUCUUCCAAGAACCAGCACCAUUCUGCCCCUGUGUGUGCGUUCCCUGGACCAGCAUAAUCCAGCCCGAGUGGAUGCACUUCGUGGACCAGCAAUAUUAUGCCAUUAUGGCUGUGGACCAACAACUGAGUGCUUAGUCGAUGGACCUUUGCCGUCCACCGUGUACGAACAAAAUCUCAUGGCGACUUUUAUGUGCGACUUGCGGAUGCAAGCCAGCGGCGACUGGCGACCGUGGAGGCAUUAACGACAGAAAGUGCCUUCCGAUGUCCUAUCGUAGGUCAUACGUUUUCAUACAUUUAUUCAUACGUUUAUAAUAUCAGUGACGUGCCAAACACAGUGUACACACACGCUGCUCAUGUGGAUAUUUGUUUAUGUUUGUGUUUAUCUUGUAUUUGUGUUUCUAGAGCUCCCUAGCGCUGCCACAUCUUGCACUGUUAACUUGCAAAUAUAUAAAGACAAUGCUGAA
Amphibalanus amphitrite is the source of this 1639-nucleotide messenger RNA. Its product is annotated as methyl-CpG-binding domain protein 6-like. Bases 211 to 1161 code for a protein of 316 amino acids. The record is from RefSeq and is a predicted model, not a curated record. The transcript is spliced from 5 exons. NCBI's taxonomy places the organism in Eukaryota, Metazoa, Arthropoda, Thecostraca, Balanomorpha, Balanidae.